Molecule: messenger RNA, 5488 nt
Organism: Xenopus tropicalis (tropical clawed frog)
Lineage: Eukaryota; Metazoa; Chordata; Amphibia; Anura; Pipidae
Gene: tsc1
Product: TSC complex subunit 1
Exons: 23
Coding region: 325-3678 (1117 amino acids)
Biological process (GO): protein folding
Source: RefSeq, a predicted model, not a curated record
CAAAGGUGGUUUGCGUAUCCUUCCGCCCGAUCGGGGUAGGGAGAUUACCUUCCAGCUGGGGUUAUGGGACAAACAGACACCAGAGUCCUUCCAGGUUCACCCCGAAAGCACAGAGGGUGGGUUAGCCGAGAGCUGUGGUAGCGUGGGGCGGGCUGAAAGUUCCGCACUCACUUGUUGGCAGAGGCGGAAGGAGAAGGGGCUGUGCUGCGACGCAAGAUGGCGGCGCCCUGAGGAACAGAGAGGUUGGAGGAGGCACAGAUGACGAUCCUGCUGUGACCUUGAGCCUCCUAUCUCCAGUCGCCAGCACACCCGGGGUACGGCAGCAUGGCCCAGCAAACCACUGUGUGGGAUCAUCUGUAUCUGCUGGAAUCUUCAGACCUGCAACAACUGGAUCAGAUCCAUACGCUUAUCCGAGACCAUCUAAGUGCAGAUCGCUCCCCCAUUCUGGUCAACAACCUGGUGGAUCAUUAUGUGGAAACCGGCUCCGAGCAAGCAAUGCUAAUCCUUUCAAUGGUCCAGGAACCUCACGACAAGCACCUUUUGGAUAAGAUAAAUGAGUAUCUAGUUAAAGCUGCCAGCCGGUUACCAACGCUAACACUAUUAGGCCAUGUGAUCCGUCGCCAGCCAUCUUGGAAGCACAAACUCUCCCAGGCACCCGUCCUUCAGUCCUUGCUCAAGUGUCUCAAGGUAGACAAUGAUGUUGUCGUCCUCACCACGGGAGUCCUAGUUUUAAUUACUGUGCUGCCGAUGAUUCCACAAUCUGGGAAACAGCAUCUCUACGAGUUCUUUGACAUAUUUGGACGCCUGGCAACCUGGUGCUUAAAGAACCCUGGUCGCGUAGCAAAGAUAUGUCUCGUCCAUCUUCAUGCCAGCGUGUAUGCCCUCUUCCACCGGCUUUAUGGGAUGUAUCCGUGCAAUUUUGUGUCCUUCCUGCGCUCCCAUUACAGUAUGAAGGAAAACCUGGAGACCUUUGAGGAAAUAGUCAAGCCUAUGAUGGAGCAUGUCCGGAUUCACCCGGAGCUGGUUACUGGCUCGAAAGACCAUGAACUGGACCCAAGCAGGUGGAGGAGGCUGGAAACCCAUGACAUCGUUGUAGAAUGUGCCAAAAUAUCUCUGGACCCCAGUGAAGCUUCCUAUGAAGAAGGAUAUUCCCCCCUUUCCAAUCGCCUGCGACAGAGGCAACAUGACACCACAUCCAGCCCCUAUACCGAAAUCGGUUGUAAUUAUGGAAGCAAUGCCUCCACUCCUUUCUCCACUCCCCGAAUGUGUGCGCAUAGUGCGUCGAUUCACUCUGGUGGCAUUGAGCUACUGCAGGACAGCAUCUGGAGCCCAUCCACCAUUUGUGGAAUGACCACACCACCUAACUCGCCUGCCAAUGUGCUAGCAGAUGCGGCUCAUUCAUCCUCUCGUCCCCAUAGCAAAGUCCUCUACACGCCAGGGGGUAAAAUAACACCUCUGGGAACACCAGCAACCUCCCCGCCUCCCCCCAGCAACUCUGAGGAAUGUACGCCAGCCGCCGGCGCUUCGCUAACACUGACACCCCAUAAGAAGAACGAGUCCUUCGAUCCAGGGAGGUCUUUAGUAAACAGACAGCUGCUCAGCAAGGGAGAGAAGAGCGCUGAUGAAUCACCAAAGACGCAGAAGACCGUGUACCUGAGCGAGCUUCCGGAUAUCAUUGGGGAUUUGGCUGCCGACCACAAUAGCACGGAGGAAGAACUGAAGAGAAACGGUCAUGCUGCCAUAUGCCAGGAGCUGUCUCAGAUCACCACGGCUGACCCCGAGCCGACCGUGCUAAGAGGUGGCUUUGAUUCCCCUUUCUCUCUCCGCUGUGACAGUCAGCCCAGCUCUCAGAAGAAGUUUCCCUCCUAUGGCGUUGGCCACAUCCCUGAACAUUCUGCCCCCAACAAGCUCCACUACAGUGCACCCCAUGAUAGCUCCAAACAGGCGUUCACUCCCAUUGAACCGCCCAACGGCACGGAGAAUGCCGCCGACUCAGGGAAGCCACCUUCUAACAACUCUUUGCCCAGCGCUGUGGACAUCUUCACACCUCAGGUUCAAAGAAACGUAUCCUGCUUCAGCUUGCCUCCCUACGACCAUCUCUUUGAGCUGGCCUUGCCCAAAACCGCCAACAUGUUCGUCUGCAGGAAGAACGAGGAGCUGUGCAGAAGAGGCAAGGGAAGCCUUGAGGAGGGCGAAGAGGGCGCCUUCUCCGUUUCCCCGGCUGAGGUGCUGGACCGGCUCAUUCAGUUGGGAGCAGAUGCCCACACCAAAGAGCUGAGCAACAGGUUGUCUCUACCCAGCAAAGCCGCUGACUGGACUCACUUUGGAGGUUCCCCGCCAACGGACGAGAUCCACGUACUUCGCAACCAGUUGGUUCUGCUUCACAACCAGCUUUUGUACGAGAGGUUCAAAAGGCAGCAGCACGCCCAGCGCAACCGGCGCCUCCUGCGCAAAGUGAUCAAGGUGACGUCUCUGGAGGAACAGAAUGCUGCUAUGAAGAACCAGUUAAAGCUGCAGGAGUUGGAUAUGCACUCUAUCAAACAGAGCCUCUUUCAGGAACAGACACGGCACCGGCGGCUUCAGGAAGAGCGCGACGCAGUGGUCACACAGCUGCGCAGCCAGAUCCGCCAGUUGCAGCACGACCGAGAUCUGUUUUAUAACCAGAGCCAGGAGCUGCAGACCAAGCUAGAGGAUUGCCGCACCACCAUUGCAGAUCUACGUCUGGAGGUGAAACAAGCCAAUAAUAAAGUGUGCCAUACAGAGCUUCGGCUAAGCCAGGUUUCCCAGAAGCUCUCCAACAGUGAGUCCGUGCAGCAUCAGAUGGAGUUUCUGAACCGUCAGCUGCUGGUCCUGGGGGAGGUGAAUGAGUUGUACGUGGAGCAGUUGCAGCAAAAGCAGACAAAUAGCACAAAGGAAGUGGAGAUGUUGCAGACUUCCUUUAAGAAGGACCUGGAGAAGGCCAGACUGAAUGCCGUGCAGCUGAGCCAGAGGCUGGAGUGCGCCCAGAAACGCAUAGUGGAGCUGGAAGCUCAGCUGGCCAAGAAAGAAUCCCUGUUUCAAGAACAGAAAAAAUUCAUAGAGCAGAUUAAGGACAAGAGCAGAGGGCAACUGCAAGCCGCCGAGAGCCGAUACCUCGCUCAGAAGAGGAUAAGCCAGGUCUUUGAAGUGAAAAUCCUCAGUCUGUACAACAGGUUGGAGAAGGAAGGGCUUCUGAAAAGUCAAGGUGAAGAGAAAGCGGAGACGGCAGAAGCUGCAGAAGAAAGGUGUGACCUCAGCCUCGCAAGUGUUUACAGCCCUGAAGCUGGCAUCAUAGAAGAAAUGAACGGUAGCAGCGAGAAUAAUUUCCCCACCAACCGCACAAGCUCGUCCAGCAGCCCGAGCAGCAGCACCCUCUCCACCCCGGAGAAAGGCACAAACUUGCAGCUCAGCCGUCGCCAGUUACUGGAGAUCCCUCCCAGCGGGCACUUGACCAUCGGCUCCUACCCCAACGCCAAAAGCUUCCUGGGCAUCCGGGCCCGCGAGCUGUUCCGCAACAAGAGCGAGAGCCACUGCGACGAGGAAAGCAUCAGCAGCCUCUCGGAGAUCCUGAAAAGCGAACUCUGCCAGGAGCUUAACCCAGAGACGAACCCCCAAAAUCCAGAUUGUGUGAGGAAUCUUCAGAUCAUGGACUACGACUAAGGCUCCCUUACCCCCCCCCCCCCCCAGCCCCAGAGUCGUGACCCAGAGUUGGGAGGCGAGCAAUCAGUGUUAGAGUCCUUCUGGCUCCUGGCUUUAAGGUUGUCUGGACCCCCUUAAUGAAAGUGGUCUCACUACUUCUGCAGUGCAAUGGUAGCAGGCUUUCCAAACUGGAAGGGAACGUCGCAAAGGACACCAAUUUUUUUUCUUUUUACCAUCAUCUCUGUCUUCCCCCCCCCCCCAUUCCCUAUUCAUUUCCCCCUCCAUACGCAGGUAUUGAUGCGAGAAACUCGACACUUUGUACACUCUGCCUAAACAGCAGGAGAAUAUAUGCUAUUUACCCCCCACCCACCAUAAUCGUGGUAUCCGUUCUUAGAGAGCACUUUCUGGCUAGUAACAAGUAGAACUACCUUUUUUUUUUUUUUUUUUCUUCUUUAAUCAUAACAACCCCCCCUGAGACGCAUUAACUGGCCAUUGGCCGACCAACAGCAAGAUUCCAGCUUCAAAUCAUAUAUAUUUUUUUUAAUAACCCUUUUUAGCACUGAAAUAUGGCAGCUCCAGCAUGUGGUUCGUUUAAAAGUGACCUUACCAAUAAUAAUAGCAGGAUGCCAAAUACUAAGGGACCAACAGCUUGUUAGGGGGGGUGUUUCCUUAUCCUAUGAAAGACUUGCACCGGUCUCGUAAUAACCCCCAGCUCUGGCUGCGCCACUGCCUUCAGACCCUCGCCAUUUCACAACCCAUUGGGAUUUUAAUACGGAUCUUUCCUUACGGCAGAGGGACGGGUCGAUUUCUAAUGAUGACUUUUGCACUUUGAGAGAACCCUUUCUUACGAAACACUAGAGAGCGCGUCCUGCGACCCUUUCUAUACCACACUAUCAUGUUCAUAUAAGGCACCCGCAACUGCUGGCAUCCAUUUUUUUUUUUUUACUUUCAAUAAGUUUUAUUAACAAGCAGCACUCGACUUACAAGGCACAAUCAGAUUAGACCCUGCUUAACGAAGCCCCGUCUCCGGUAAACCUGUAUAUUUUAUUCAGAAUACCGGCCAUUUUGUUUGUGUUUGUUUAUGUAUAGGCAUACGGUAAGUUUUUUUUUGUAGAUAACACACUAUCCGUGGGCUUUGAUUUUAAAGUAUUUGGAUGUAAUGGUAUAUAAAUAUAUAUACUGUAUAUUACAAUCCAUGUUGUGAGGCCCUAGCGGCUUUAAGCCCCCCCCAUGGAGCGGACAGGUCCUUGAAAAGGGGUAAGUUUAAGAUUUAAAACCGAGACAAACGUAAACGCUUGAUCAAGCUCGUUCACGGAAUGACAUCUGCUAGCCUGUAUAGAGCGUUGGGAGCUGUCGAGUUCCGAUCUCUAAAUUACCCAAUAAUAUUUAAUGUUGCCUUUAAAAUCAAAGACGAACGCUGUUUUUUUGUUUUGUUUUUCUCCUGUGAAGUUCUCGCUUUCCUAAAGAGGAAACUGACAGCGAGGCGUAGGUUCCGUCUAUCUGGCAUCUACCCUCGGCCCCCCCCUGAUAUUGUACGGUCGAGACCUGGGCGGCCCCUGCAUUUACGUUUUUCUUUUGCUUCCCUCGCUGUUUGUGCCCCAUGGUUUCCGUCCUAUGGUUUUUUGUUUUUUUUUCUCGUUUGUGUGCCAGCCGGAGAAUCUCGCGAUUGCGACGCGUCGGGGCCCCCCCCCCCCCGGGGAUAAAACUAAAAAGCAGAAGGCGGGAUGUUAGGACUCGCUGCAGUCUGCGCCAGGAUGCCCAGAAAUGUUUAAGACUAUUUGCUUGUGUUUAACUGUGAACAAAUAAAACAAACAAUUGUUUUGCACUAUUA